AUGCCACUGACAGUAGCAGGCCAAUACCCUCCAUCGGAAUCUUCGCUCAAUGCGAAAGAUGGUAAACCAACUUAUCUGAUCUUCUAUUCCGAUAUUGAGGGCGGUAAGAUGUGGUGCCCUCAUUGUAGGGACGUUGAAGGGAUUGUCAAAAGUGCAUUUACGGGUAAAUCGAAGCCUGAUGGCGUUAUAACAUAUAUCGGACCGUAUUCGGGGUGGAAGAACGUUCCUUCCCAUCCUGCAAGAAUAAAAUACGGGAUCAAGUUCGUACCUACAAUAAUCAAAUUGGAAAAUGGUAAAGAGAUUGCUCGUGUAGAGAAACCUGGUAUUCUAGAUUCAGCUGGAUUUGAGGAUUUCUUAUGUUUAUGA
Molecule: messenger RNA, 366 nt
Organism: Kwoniella shivajii
Lineage: Eukaryota; Fungi; Basidiomycota; Tremellomycetes; Tremellales; Cryptococcaceae
Exons: 6
Coding region: 1-366 (121 amino acids)
Cellular component (GO): cytosol
Molecular function (GO): protein-disulfide reductase [NAD(P)H] activity
Source: RefSeq, a predicted model, not a curated record